Drosophila willistoni is the source of this 724-nucleotide messenger RNA. RefSeq lists its product as uncharacterized. The record is from RefSeq and is a predicted model, not a curated record. The coding region runs from base 167 to 565 and encodes 132 amino acids. NCBI's taxonomy places the organism in Eukaryota, Metazoa, Arthropoda, Insecta, Diptera, Drosophilidae. The transcript has 2 exons.
UCUUAACUCGUUGAAUUGUAUUCUUGAUAUUGAAGAAAAUACAAGUCUAUCCGGACUCGAUCGGUUGGAGGAGUUAAAUAUAACACUACCAAAAGAAGGUUCAGUCAAAAAACUCAUUCAAGCGUUAACAUAUAAAACACCGUCGAUUCUUAAACAUUUAGUGAUAAUGGAGGAAUUACUGGAUGAGAAUGAUAUAUUAUUAUUAUCACAAAUCCAUUCCCUAAACACUUUAGAGUGCGGACUGUUAAAGGACGAUUCCUUUAAGUAUUUGGCGAAACUUACUAAUCUGGAAACAUUAAUAGUAACAUCGGACUAUUACAUUGAAAAUGUUUCCAGUCAUCUAUUAAACAUAUUUAGAAAUUGCACAAAACUUGAAUUUAUGGACUUAAGCUAUUGUGACGAAGAAAUUACUAGAGAACUUAUUUACAAGAUCUUGGAUAUACUCAAAAAUGUUAGAAAUCCGUUUCUUCAAAAUCCUUUAAGAUUACGUGUUGCUGACUAUCCCAAUUAUCCUCAGGAGCAAUUUAAUUCCAUGGGCGAAAAGUAUUUUAUAAUUGAAGUGUGAAUAAGUAAUAGAAAGUACUAAUAAAAAUUGUUUCAAAAUUAAUUGAUGAUCAUGUAAAGGAGAAUUAUCAGUAAGAUUAAAUUGUUAGUUUUAUAUGUCCAUUUAAAUGAUUCCUAAAUGUUGAGGAUCGAUUGGAUUGCGUUAAAUUAAAAGUUUUGC